UAUACAAGUGACAGCUGACAUUUUACUACACUGAUUAAACACGAACGGUUGUCGCAGUCUGUUUGAAAUUGAUCCUUUGAUUUCGUGAAAUGCGUAUUCGUCUCAUCACUCAUGUGGUUGGCGGCAGAAUGAAAUAUGGAAAUUGAUCGCAAUCCCAGCAAUAUAAUUUGGAGACUAUAAAAAAGAAUAUACUUUUGGCGAAGAAUGAAGAAGUUUGUUCAGAAAAUUGUGAUGUAGAAUUAAGAGAAAGUGAUAAUAUAGCUGUGAUCCCUCCGCUGAGCGGUGGAUAAAAUAUGGAUUAUUUAAAACUAACGUCGGAUAAGCUCUCUGUUGAGGCUGUCUCCGAGAUGGUGGUAGAUGACAAAUGUGGAGCUGUUUCUUUAUUCGUUGGUACCACUAGGGACAACUUUGAUGGUAAAAAGGUUCUCCAUUUAGAAUAUGAGGCAUACGAAGCUAUGGCGAUCAACGCACUGAAGGCCAUAUGCAAUGAAGUGCGGGAGAAAUGGCCAAAUGUACAUGGAAUAGCCAUGUACCAUCGGCUCGGUUCCGUUCCCUGUAAGGAGGCGUCAGUGGUGAUAGCCGUCAGUAGCCCUCACAGACAGGACAGUCUGAGCGCUGUGUCGUACUGCAUAGACCAGCUCAAGGCCACUGUACCGAUAUGGAAAAAGGAGGUGUACGACGGCAGCGAGCCCAUGUGGAAGGAGAACAAGGAAUGUCCGUCUUCAGUGUCGCCACAUCCGCUAGAGUGUAAUACACUAGAAACGCCCAUAGACAAGAACUUAGUGCAAAUAAAUGUUUCAAACGAGGAGUUGGAGAAGAGGAUAAGAAAUUUCAUCGAGAGGAAAAGAGAUCAGGUGAACCUGAGUAACAUCCAGGACUUCAUACCGGUCAAGAGUGAGAACGAGAAGGAAGAUACGGACACGUGUGCGAGAGUGAGAACGCUGUUCGUGAAGAGAAGCGACUCGAAGGGACAUUUGAAAAUUCGUAAAGUCCACAACGAGUGGGGUCCACAGACGGUGCGUCAGGAACCCGCGAAAAUUAAAAAGGACGGGGACUUGCCGCCCUCUAUAUCUGAACGAGUGUGCGCCAUCGAGACGUAUCUAAACACCGGACCCGUCGCUAAAGACAUUUACAAACGUUUGAAGGACAUGGAAGACAAAAUAAAUCAUCUUCAGAGCGUAUCGCCCGAGUACUCCAUGUUCUGGAAAAACAAAAGAGAAACAGAAAUAAAGCAGGAGCCGAAAGUUGAACACACGUACACGGCGGAGGACAUCGCCAAGAAGAUAGAGAUGCUGGAGAGACAGAGCGGGGUGGAGUACUCGGACUGAACAAUACUCACGCACGAUUACCGACCUUAUCGCUAAAGGAAUAGUGUCCAUAUUACCAUAAUGACUUUUAUUGUAUUACAAAUACAAUAUACGACCUCCGUUAUGAUCGGGUCGGUGUUUAGUGAAUCAAAUGUGUUAUUGCGUAUGUGUUUCGUAACUUUUUUUUUAUCGUACAUAAAUAAAAUUAAUAAAGGCUGAAAGGAAAUUAACUUAAAA
This is a messenger RNA of Danaus plexippus (monarch butterfly), 1544 nucleotides long. It is a transcript of the gene Mocs2B, whose product is annotated as molybdopterin synthase catalytic subunit. Gene Ontology annotation, molecular function: molybdopterin synthase activity. Gene Ontology annotation, biological process: Mo-molybdopterin cofactor biosynthetic process. The coding region runs from base 294 to 1328 and encodes 344 amino acids. Gene Ontology annotation, cellular component: cytosol. The transcript is spliced from 8 exons. The record is from RefSeq and is a predicted model, not a curated record. Lineage: Eukaryota; Metazoa; Arthropoda; Insecta; Lepidoptera; Nymphalidae.